UAGAGGCUUUGCGCAAAGUCAGGGAUGGAAUGAAAGUGAUCCGAUUCCACCUGAUUUAUUCGUGCAAAUAAAAUCAGAUUUUUUUUUUUUAAAGCAAAAGGAAACUGCUUCCACAUUUCACUCAGCAAUAAAAUAAUUCUGUUUCUGGCUAAUUUGGAAUCAGCCUGGUUUUAACAUAGUUUCUUUACCUCAUGAGCUCCCUGAUCAACGCAGACAGAAAUAGUUGGACGUUGUUUUGUUCUACCUGUUAACAGAAACUAAGUGAAAGAAGAUAGUUUGCAGACAGUGGCUAUAGGCUGCAUGGAUGGAAAGGAGGCAAAGCGUCGCCCCUAAAGGUCCGCGCAAAGUGCACGAGUGUGGAGAGCCACUGCAGCUGCGCCAAGAGAGGAUUAGAUCGGAUCGUUUUCUGUGAUUGUGCAGGAGUGUUAACAAUCAAAAGCAAAACAUAUACCAAGAACCUCAAGAUGCAAUAAAUGCAUGUGAGACACUUUGAAUGUGACAUCCUCUUUAUUAGUUGAAUCCCUUUAGAAUGCACUGAAAGUUUGGAUUAACUCUCAUUAUUUGUUUGACAAAGAAGAAAUAAAAAAAAAUCCCAAAACAGGCAACUUCAACAGCCUUCUUUAUUGCUGGGUAAAUGUGCGCAAAUAAAUGUAAUAACCUGGUGUGAGACCUCCUGCUGCUGACCUGGAAACCAGAGACACACUCUUAAGAACUUUAUUUUCUUCCUUUAUCUUCAACAAAACCCCGCCAAAUCCCUUCCCCAACCUGACAAAAUGUUGUUGAUCAGACUACUGGCCAUCUUCCUCGUCCUCAUCACCAACACGUGGCUGCUCAGCCCGGUCCGCUCCGAUGCACUCAGCCGGUACAAACACGCCAUGGUCCGGCGGGCGGACCGUGAGCUCUCCAGGCUAGCAGGUGAACCCUGCACCGUCUCCGGCGUCUGGAGGUCCCGGCUGCAACCCCGCUCCCUCUCCCCGUCCCAACACCGCCCUCCAGCGGCCCGUCCGAGGACGCACACGAGCCGGAGAGAGCUGUACACUGUUAGGAGCGCUCCUGAGGUUUGUGCAGGAGGGUGCGGGUUUGAUACCGGGGUGCGCCGAGUCGCUCCGGCGCGGCAGGAGAAGGAAAGAUGGGGGGACACGAAGGAGCCUGCGGCGGCGUCUGCGGCGGCGGAAGCGGGGAACGGAUACGUUACGUUGCCCGGGCGGCUUUAUGAGAAACGCUCCACAAACGACGGGAGAGAGACACAUGAUGUCAGUACAGACGCCACACAGCCGCCCGGGGUGUCUCCGCUCAAAGACGCCGGGCAGACAGUCUCCUCCUCGGGGCACGCGCAGCCUCCGCGCGGCUCCCCCUCCAGGCUCACGCGCAGCCUCGGCAGCGGGUUUCCCUACGAGGAAGAGGGCAACUCCAGCUGGGAAAAAGUUUUCCCCGACAGCUCAACGACAGAUUCCAGGGGGCUCCAGGUCCUCUACAGGCUGCAGCAGGAAGAUGGAGACCAGCAGUCCUCGACCGGCGGGACAUUGGAGGACGCCACCGAGGACUACUCCGGGGAGGUGGAGGAGGCGGACCCGCCGGCGAGCGUGCCCGUCGGCAGCUCCUCUCCCUGGGGGAGCCCCGUGCCGAGGGUGCCCCCUUCCUGGAUGACCGCCCUGUACUUCAGCGGGCGUCGGGAGCAGCUGAGGGUGAAGCCGGCUGCGGGAGUGGAGCUGCCGAGGGCCAAGUUCAGCCUGGAGCUGUGGGUGAAGCCCGAGGGAGGGCAGAGCAACCCCGCAGUCAUAGCAGGUGUAUUUGACAACUGUUCCCAUUCACUGAGUGAGAAGGGCUGGUCAGUAGGCAUCCGCACUGUGGAACCUGCCGGCACCAAAGACGCGCGCUUCUACUUCACACUUCGCACAGAUCGAGCUGUAAAAUCCACAACUGUCUAUAGCUACCAGCACUACCGAGGCAACGUCUGGACUCACCUGAUGGCCACUUACAACGGCCUCCACAUGACCCUGUAUGUUGAUGGAGCUAAGGUGGGAGAGAGCAGUCUCCAGUCGGGGAAUCUCUACAGUCCUUUCAUGAAGACGUGCAGAACCCUCUUCCUUGGCAGUAACCAAUCAGAUCAGGGACACAGCUUCAGGGGCCAUAUAGGGGGUGUGGUCUUGUGGGGCUAUGCCCGCUCUCAUGAGGACCUGCUGAAGCGACCACUUCAAAUUGACAAAAGCGAGCCAGUCCUGGCGUUGUGGGCUGACUUCACUAAUGUGGGGCAGCUAUGGACUCCAUACAAAGCUGGCCUCCAUCCAACCAUCAUCACCACUCCCGUCCCUGAACAAGAACUUGUGUCCUCAUUCCUGCCGCCACCCUGCGGCCUGACACCCUGCGACAACAUCGACAUAAUCUCUGGCUACAACAACAACUGGCAGCUCCGUGCCCCCAAGCGAGUUCGCUACCGGAUCGUCAACCUUUCCAAUGACGAUGGUGGAAACCCCACUGUGUCGCAAGCCCAGAUCCAACUCCAGCACCAGGCUCUAACUGAGGCCUUUCGCCCUUACAACAUCACCCUGGAUCUGAGCGUGCACACCGUGAAAAACUCAAGCCUCCAACAGCAGUUUAUCCUCAGCAACUGUCGAAUUGGGAAGAUUGGGAACCGCCAGUGUGACCCUGAGUGUGACCACCCAAGGACGGGCCACGAUGGAGGGGACUGCCUCAGACUGGGGCCCUGCUACAACUGGAAGAGACAGGAUGGAGUGUGUAACAUGGAAUGCAACAGUAUACACUAUGACUAUGAUGAUGGAGACUGCUGUGAUCCGGAGGUCACCGACGUCCUCAAGACCUGCUUUGAUCCUGAGUCCCCCGACAGGGCCUAUAUGAGUGUGAAAGAGCUAAAGGAGGAGCUACAGCUGAGCGGCACUGACACACUCAAUGUUUUCUUUGCCAGCAACUCGGUGCGUGAAGAGCUGGCAGGAUCUGCAACCUGGCCUUGGGCGAAGGAGGCUCUUACCCACCAAGGUGGGAUGGUGCUGAACCCGUCUUACUUUGGUACCAUGGGCCACCACAACACCAUGAUCCAUGAGAUGGGCCACAUAUUGGGACUGUACCAUGUCUUCAAGGGUGUGAGUGAGCGGGACUCCUGUGAUGACCCAUGUCAGGAGACCACGCCAUCUAUGGAGACAGGAGAUCUGUGUGCCGACACCGCACCAACACCCAAAUCCAAAGCCUGCCACGAUCCCGGCGCCGUCAACGAUACCUGUGGAGUCACCACGUACCAGGACACACCUUAUAGCAAUUACAUGAGCUAUACAGAUGACAACUGCACCAACCAUUUCACUCCCAACCAAGUGGCCCGGAUGCACUGUUAUCUUGACUUGGUCUACCAGAAGUGGCUGACGGACCGGCAACCUGCCCCCAUCCCUCUGGCCCCCAUAGUGACAGACCAGAGUCAGGAUUCUGUGUCUAUCUAUUGGCUGCCACCUAUGAGGGGACCACUAUAUCAGAGCUCCUCCUCUCAUGUGUCUACAAUCAACUGUGGAGACUGCGAGAAAGACGGAGUGUUCCACCAGUAUGCCUACGAGGCUUCCUCACCUCGCAUCUGUGACACGUCAGGCUACUGGACACCUGAGGAGGCAGUUGGCCCACCUGAUGUGGAGCAGCCUUGUGAUCCCAGCCUCCAGGCCUGGAGUCCUGAGCUCAGCCUUUAUGACACUAAUGUGACCUCACCAUGUCCCGACACGGAGGGCUGCACCCUCACGCUAAGGUUCCUCCACCCUGUCAUUCCACACGUGCUUACACUCUGGGUCACCUACAUCUCUUCAAACAACCCAGCCAUAGCCAACAUAGAGCUGAUAGCAGAUACAGGGAAAAGCAUUAACCUCGGACCCCAGCACGUCUUCUGCGACAUGCCCCUCACCUUGCGCCUCGACACCCACAAAGCUGCCGUUGCCGCCAUUAAACUCUGCACCUUCGAUGAGAAGAUGGAGAUCGAUGCUGCCAUGUUGUCCUCGGGCCCUGGCAGCUCUCUGUGCUCCAGCUGCCAACCUCUGCUGUACAGGAUUCAGCGGCAGCCACCCUUCACCAGCAAAAUGCCUUCACCUCAGACCCAGCAGACAUUCACUGACAGCUCUGUAAAGCAGGGAGUCAAGUACCAGUACAUGAUCCAGGUGGAGGCAGACAGUCUCCUCAGCGAUCUCUCCCCACCUCUCCUCUACACCCAUGGGCAACCUUAUUGUGGAGAUGGCCUCAUACAGGGGUCAGAAGAGUGUGACGACAGUAAUCUGUUGGAUGGUGAUGGCUGCUCUAAGAAGUGCCACAAGGAGACGGGCUUCAACUGCAAUGGUGAACCUAGUCAGUGUUAUGUUUUUGACGGUGACGGUGUGUGUGAGGAGUUUGAGCGGGGCUCCAGUGUUCGGGACUGUGGUUACUUCACGCCUCUGGGCUACACGGACCAGUGGGCAUCCACCGCCACUGCUUCUCACCAGGACCCCAACCACUGUCCCGCCCAAGCCGCCACCGGGGAACCGUCCCUUACCAAGCUCUGCAGGUACCAGCACCUGGAGAUGAGUGAGAAGCUGCCCACCGACGCUUGGUUCCCAUGCACCGCCCAGUCCCACACAAAUGACCUUGAACAUUCAUUUUGGCUGAAGGUGGGAUUUGUCCAUCCUGGAGUGGCAGCCUCCGUGAUGGUGUACCUGGCUUCAGAUGGGUCGUGGUCUGGGGAGCAGUGUCGGAGGACAGCCACCAUCCUCCUGUCUGACACUACUGGCAAGAACCACUCACUAGGUACACAUGACCUCUCGUGCCAUCGGAACCCGUUGGUGGUGAAUGUGACCCAUGACCUCUCUCAACCCUUCUUCAUCACGGCCUCUGUUAUUCUCCUCUUCUCCUCCCCGUCUGUGGCAGUGGGAGGUGUGGCGCUGAGGACCUCCUGCCACUUCAGCACCUUCGCCCUGACCGGCUGUUUGCGGCAGCCGUGUCAGAUGGACAGCUGCAAUCCUCCGCAGUUAGAGCACGCCUCUGUCAGGUGUACAGGAGGAGGAGAGACCUCUCGCUGCACCGUUCAGUGUCACCGUGGUUUCAGUAUUACCGUCAUCAACGGCAGGGGGAAUCUGCCCCAUCAGAGAGAAACACAUCUGGAGUGCUUCCAUGGUUCAUGGGAUCGUGUAGUUAGCUGUCAGCCUGUAGACUGCGGCCUGCCUGAUCAGUCUCACGUUUACCACGCCAUAUUCAGUUGUCCCUGGGGAACCACCUUUGGCAAACAAUGCUCCUUCACCUGUGGAUCACCAGCUAUACUACAAGGUGACAGCGACAGGUUGGUGUGUUUGGAGGACGGUCUGUGGUCUUUCCCAGAGGCUUACUGCAAGAUUGAGUGUCCAGAGGUUCCAAACAUACCCGAUGCCAAGCUGCUAACAGCAGACUGUCUGACCUCAGGGCACGAUGUUGGCUCUGUCUGCCGUUACAAAUGCAACCCAGGCUUCUAUGUAAGAGGGAGCCUUAAAAAGAAGACACCGAGGAAGUACUUCAAGUUGGAGUGCCUGGAGGGGGGGCAGUGGGAGGAAACUAACUGUGAGCCCAUAUCCUGCCCAGCCUUACCUGAUGUCUUCCAGGGCAUGUAUACCUGCACCAAUGGCCUGUACUAUAACACCGUCUGCACCCUGAAGUGCCCAGAGACAACAGAAAAUAGAGAGAUUUGCUGCACUAAGGAUGGUGAAUGGACCGCAGAGUUCACCAUGUGCUCCAAGCUCCAGGGAUCAUGCUCUCCUCCUGCUGAUCUCAACUCUGUAGAGUACAGCUGUGACCAAGGGAUGGAUGUCGGUGCUGUUUGCUACCCAACGUGCAUUGUGGCUCUAGACAUGGAUCUGCGUGACCCUGUGGUUCUGCCCAAUGGCACUACAGCUGACUCUUUAAAGCACUGGAUGCUACCCACCAAAGUCCAGAGCAUUGUCUGUACAGGGAUGAUGAAGUGGUACCCUGACCCUCAACACAUCCAUUGCAUCCAGUCGUGUGAGCCUUUUGGAGGGGAUGGCUGGUGUGACACCAUCAACAACCGGGCCUACUGCCAGUAUGACGGAGGAGACUGCUGCCCGUCCACACUCUCCACCAGAAAGGUCAUUCAGUUUGGGGCAGACUGCAACCAGGAUGAGUGCACUUGCCGUGAUCCGGACGCCGAGGAGAAUAAGAGCAAAGCCGUGCGCUUGGAGGGAGGAGGUGGUGGAGCCGGAGGAGGAAUGCAGUAAGAUGGAGGGAUGAAAGAGGCUGAACUUGUGUUUAAUAGAGUCAAACCACAAACAAUACACCACAACAAACAAACAAGAAAUACUCAAUUGUUAACAUUUGUAAUGCAAAGAAUGUGAUUGAAGUCAGACUUCAUACAAUAAAAGGCCAUUUUAAUUUUACAUCAGUGAUCUUACUGUCAGAAAGCAUCACAUAUGAGUCAUGUGGGAAUGUGAUUCCUUCCUGCACAAAUCACAAUACACCCACUCGUGAAUAUUGUAUAUUGUUUUCUUUUCCUGGUAAGAAAUGAAGGGUUAUCUUCACUGCUGGAUCUGUGUAAGAGCAGAACAUUUAUAUAUUUUGCCUAAAUGAGAAAACACUGAGGUCUAGUUCAAAUAGGAUUAAAAAGCAGUAUAUCCACUCUUGUACAAAUGAAUCAUAAUUGGAUCAGAUCACUAUUGUUAAUGGAUUCAAGUACUUUUCUGGACUUGAUUAGUUUUAGGGAAAAAGAAACCAAAAGAGCUGGCUGUGCCUGGAAACUGUCGAGUACACGCACAGACCUUACAGUAAGGGCUACUGCUAACAACUGUGUUUACUGUUAGCAUUAGCAUUUCAUAUAAUUAUUAUAAAGUAUCAAAUUUAAAUCAUACUCAAGCCAAAAAUACAGACUGUUGAUUUUUCUUUUGCUCAUCAACUCGUCUGAUGGCUACUCAAAACCAAAUGAGGACUAGUGGGCAAAGGAAAAGACUUGCCUGAUUUCUGUUUCACUACACACAGACAUUACUGUCCUCACUGCAAACCAAACAAUUCCUCUCAAAUACAAAAAAGAGAUACAGUCUUUAUCGUUUGUGCAUCACAUCCUUCUACAAACACUUCUUUCUGACAUGUAGCUGGUUAGGAAUGUAAAAGGAUACAUAUCUGUAAAGACUAACAUGUAUAGACUAAUAUAUUUGGAUCUAACAUAUCUACUAGAUCACGUAUUAGUCACACAAGUCAACGCUAUUUAUAUCACAGAUCCAGUAAUACAAACAUAUAUCUGUACCAUACAGCAUGUGCACAGGGCUUCCCAAAUGUCUGUUUUCUGCAAGUGUUCAGUUGUAAAAAACAUGUCAUACAUUCACAUACAUACAAAUAUGUCAGAUAUUUAUGAUUAUAAAGAAUCAAAUCCAAAUCUAAAUGUGAAAGUCAGUAACAUCAAAUACUGACUGUACAAUGUGAAAACUAUGAUGAUUAUUCUUAAAAGUUAUGGAUUUCUACUGAAAACAAAGAUGCACGUACAAUUGUAAUGUUGGAGUCGGCAAAGCAGCGGAUAAAACAAAAUAAAAGCGAAUACUUUUGGGAAGCCUGGGCAUAACCUCUCCUCAACACAGACCUCAAACCUCUCCUGCUUGUAUGUUUGUACAUCAGAACGGUUCUGGUAUCCAUUAGCCAGAAAUGAUCCAAAUGUUGUAUCUAUAAAAGUGUAAUCAUGUUCUUUGUGAUAUUUCAGUACUUUAUACUCUAUAUGAAAUAAAUAGCAACUUUAUAUCGA
Molecule: messenger RNA, 7723 nt
Organism: Morone saxatilis (striped sea-bass)
Lineage: Eukaryota; Metazoa; Chordata; Actinopteri; Moronidae
Gene: pappa2
Product: pappalysin 2
Exons: 27
Coding region: 774-6215 (1813 amino acids)
Molecular function (GO): metallopeptidase activity
Source: RefSeq, a predicted model, not a curated record